GGAGCUUAGUGGAACGCGGCCAAGAUGUCAAAAAUCUAAAUUGUCAUUAUAUUUAUUAAAUUAUUGUUUUGCUCAAGAAAGAAAACUUUGAAAGAAAAUACCUCUACCUAAUAAAAACGUUUAUUCGAAAUAAUAAUGAUUUCUUCUAUUAAAUCGUUUUUUAAAUGGAAAGCAACAAAGAAUAUUGAAAGCAAAAAUAAAAAUUCAUCUUUAAUGCUUCUAAUUUUUAUAAAUAUCCUUGAAGAUGUUAUAUUUUGGAAAAAAAUAUGGUUUACUUUGUUAUUCAUUUUAUGUUUUAACAUUGUGUUUAUAUCAUGUGCAUAUCGACAAUUAAAUGUUUUACAAUUUAUCUUUGGAUUUUCGGCAAUAAUUAUAAGUAUUGAUGCUGUUGAGGCAUGGUUAAGGUAUAAACAUCGUACUUCAUGUUUAAAACGUCUAGUUUAUCACGAAAAUGAAAAUAUAAAAAUUGUUGGAUAUAAAAUUCAAACAUGGUUUGAAAGGAUGUGGACAGGAUUUAUUUAUUUACGUAGUAGAAAUCAUACUAAAGCUUUUUUGCUCCUUCAGAUAAUGUUGACUGUUACAAUGCUAAUUGGAAGAUAUACGAGUGGAUACAUACUGUUAUAUUUGUUGUUUACAGUAAUUUUUUUCCUGCAUAAACUUAUACCACCGUUGGUGAAUGUGUUAAAAAAAGUUCAACAAAAUGCAGAAUCUGAUUUUGAACUUGAAGGACUUAUCCCAGAUGAAAGUGAUAUAAAUUUAGCAUUGUUGUCUAUUGAACAAGACCAAAAACAUAUCAAAGAUGAAAAACAAAGUUUAGAUUAUUGGAAACCAGAGGAUUUACCUUUUGAGGAAGCAAGUGAUAGUUCUGACAAUAGCAGCUCAUUAGUAACAAACUUGUCAAUUGAGAAAAUGCAAACAUUGUCAAAUGAAGUUGAGGUCACUGACUCUAGUGAUGAUGAGUACAUACCUCAAGUACAGCCAUCUGAACAAAUUCAAACAACUUUAGAGGUGCAACCAGUUGGAACUUGGAGUAGUACUGCCUUCAAUGCCUUGUCAAGUAUUGGUGGUGCUGUAGCAAAUAUGGUCUAUAGUUCUGAAGAUAAUAAGAAAAGAAAACGAGUAGAAAGUAGUGACUCAUCAGAUGGAUUUGAAAUAAUUGAUAAAAAAGAAUUACAGUAAUGUACUUAAUAUUGGUAAAAAAUUAAGUAAUUAGAGCUCCAAAAAGUGUAAAGAAAAAAAUAUUUGAUUUCGUUCUUUCAUUUUUAAUUUAAUUCAAGGCAAUACCAUUGAAAGAGUAUUAUGAAUAUAUCUAUUAUUAUUAAUAUUAUUUUCUUAAAUGCAAGUGUAGUUUUGUAAACAUACAUUAUUAAUGCAAAGUUCAUUUUAAAAAUGUAUUAAAUGUACCAAAAUACAGAUUGAGACAAUUAUGUAGUAAAAAAAUUGUUCUGUAAAAAUAAAAUCUUAAAACUGAGCAUUAAAAAAGUUUAUACUUACACUUACAAUGUUAAUAAAAUAGUAAGGUACUAUUUCAUCAUUUGAUGUAACAAAAAUUUAAUUAUUGAAAAAAAUGACUAACACAAAUUAUUACGCAUUAUUGAACAUAUUACUGUCAAGUCUUGACAUUAAUUCUUUAUGAUGUUUUUUUAAAGCUUUUAAUCUGAUAUUGUUAAUUGCAUUUCUGGCAACAAGAGCUUCUAACAUAGGCCUUGAUAUCUGGAAUAAAAAAUCUCAAGUUAUAAAAAAUAUAUAAUUAAAAAGAAAAGGAUUAUUAGAGUAAUAUUAUAAAGAUAAAGAGGUAAUACAAAUCUUAGGGAUCUAACUCAAGUUAAGUUCGAUAAUUUAAAAAUAAUCAUACCUUCUCAACUAUGUGACCUAUAGCAAUAGUCCUUACUGCUGCAUUAUGUUGUAUAUUAAUAAUGUCAUCUGUGUUGCUUUCCCCUGCUUCAUUUUUAAAUGCUUCAUCUUCUUCCUCUUUUAAAAUUGUUGGUAAUUGUGUCAAAAUCUAUAAAUUAAAUAGCAUCAAAAAUAAA
Melitaea cinxia (Glanville fritillary) is the source of this 2030-nucleotide messenger RNA. RefSeq lists its product as uncharacterized. The record is from RefSeq and is a predicted model, not a curated record. NCBI's taxonomy places the organism in Eukaryota, Metazoa, Arthropoda, Insecta, Lepidoptera, Nymphalidae. The transcript is spliced from 6 exons. The coding region runs from base 136 to 1179 and encodes 347 amino acids.